AUGGCGAUGACUAAGAAAAUCUUUGGUGCAUUCUCUAUGGAAGAGUUUAAUGCAAAUCCCUUUUCUAGAGCUCUUCACCUAAGUCGGUAUGUUCAGCAAACAAAGUUUCCAACUACUCGUAAGAAAAUACUGCAACUGAGGAAGGGCGUGAGAGCACCUGCCGUGGCUCUCAAUGUAAACGAGCCAGUGAAAGCUGCUGCUGAGAAACUUGUGGCACUGAACGUCACAGCUUUAGUGACUUUGAGGAACGAUGAGAUGGGAAAAGCUGAGCAAAUAAUACCUCUAUUGUUUGAUGCUUUCAAACCUACCAAGAGGUUUACUGUUCUUCAGCUUGUUAGCACUAAAAUUGAUCCAAGGACAAUGGAGCCAAAGAUGAGCAAGGAAGCUACAUUAGACUGGUCCAAGAAGAAGCCAACAAUUGGUGCUGAGAGGAACACUUACAAAGUUGAAUUUAUAGUGGAUUCAGAUUUUGGAGUCCCAGGAGCCAUUACAGUGAGUAACAAAUAUCGAAGGGAGUUCUUCUUGGAAAGCAUCACUAUUGAGGGGGUUGUUCAAUUUGUAUGCAACUCUUGGAUACAGGCUGAGAUGGUCAAUGCAAAGAAAAGAAUAUUCUUCUCAAAUAAGGCAUAUCUACCCUGUGAAACCCCAAUAGGACUCAAGGAGCUAAGAGAUGAAGAAUUAAGGGAACUCAGAGGUGAUGGAAAAGGACAUAGGAUACCAUCUGAUAGAAUAUACGACUAUGAUGUGUACAAUGACUUAGGAGACCCAGAAAAUGGAAUUGAAUACGCGAGGCCAACACUUGGAGGUGAAGGGAACCCUCAUCCAAGACGUUGUCGAACUGGGCGCCCUCCUUCUAGUAUAGAUAUGGACGUGGAGUCACGGUCGCAUUCCUUCAUGCCAAUAUAUGUGCCAAGAGAUGAAGCACUAGAGAAGGGCAAAAGUGAUGCUUUCAAUCUAGGGAAGUUAAAGGGAAUACUCCGUAAUAUAAUCCCUUCCUUAACUGUUACAGAUUCUAAUGUUUUUAAAGGUUUUUCUGACCUUGAUAGCCUCUACAAUGAGAGAACUCUUCUCGGAAUGAAGUCUCCAGAUGGGAUUCAUAUGAAGUAUUCAUUACCUAAGAUGAUACACAAGGUGCAGGAGUCUGUAGAAGAAAUCUUCAAGUUUGACCCUCCAAAGAUAAUCUCUAGAGAUACAUCAUGCUGGUUACGAGAUGAUCAAUUUAGCCGUCAAGCACUUGCAGGCAUAAACCCUUUAAGCAUAGAAAGGAUUAAGGAGUUUCCACCUGUAAGCAAAUUGGAUCUCUCUAUCUACGGCCCACAAGAAUCAGCACUCAAAGAAGAACAUAUUAAAGGCCACCUAGAUGGGAUGUCUGUGCAACAAGCAAUAGAAGAGAAUAAGUUGUUCAUACUAGACUAUCAUGACAUAUACCUCCCAUUUCUCAACCAAAUAAAUAGUCUUGAAGACCGAAAAGCCUAUGCAACUCGAACAAUCUUCUUGUUGACCCCAAUGGAAACAUUGAAGCCCAUUGCUAUUGAGCUCAGUCUUCCACCAGUGGAUCCAAAUUCCCCUUCAAAUCAAGUUCUCACCCCACCUAUUGAUGCUACCACAAACUGGCUUUGGCAGCUUGGUAAAGCCCAUGUUUGCUCCAACGACUCUGGCGUUCACCAACUUGUUCAUCAUUGGUUGCGCACCCAUGCAUGCAUGGAACCGUUUAUAAUAGCUGCUCACCGGCAAUUGAGUGCAAUGCACCCCAUAUACAAAUUCUUGGAUCCUCACAUGCGAUACACAUUGAAGAUAAAUGCAUUGGCCCGUGAAACUCUCAUCAAUGCUGGAGGGAUCAUUGAGACUGAAUUCACACCCGGCAAAUACUGCAUGCAGAUGUGUUGUGCUGCCUACAGGGAUUGGUGGCGGUUUGACCUAGAGGGCCUUCCCGCAGAUCUCAUUAGAAGAGGAGUAGCAAUACCAGACCCAACUCAAGCUCAUGGGAUAAGACUACUAAUUGAAGACUAUCCUUAUGCAACCGAUGGACUCCUCAUAUGGUCUGCCAUUCAGAAAUUGGUUCAGAGUUAUGUGAACUACUACUACCAAGACGCAAGUGCAGUCUGUUCUGAUACAGAACUCCAAGCUUGGUAUGAUGAGUCCAUCAAUGUAGGCCAUGCUGAUCUGAGACAUGCUAGUUGGUGGCCCAAACUCUCUUCUCCUGAUGAUCUUAUCUCCAUACUCACCACCAUAAUCUGGCUUGCAUCAGCUCAACAUGCCGCAUUGAACUUCGGACAGUACCCUUAUGGUGGUCAUGUGCCAACCCGGCCACCACUUAUGCGACAACUAAUACCAAAGGAAAAUGAUCCUGGGUACAUGAAUUUUAUCAAGGAUCCACAGGGAUACUUUUUAUCAUCACUGCCAAGUUGGAGUCAAAUAACAAAAUAUAUGGCUGUGAUUGAUAUAAUUUCCUCACACUCGCCUGACGAAGAAUACCUUGGAGUGAGAAAAGAUUUGUCAACCUGGUCGGGAGACCCUAAGAUCCUCGAGGCAUUCUACAGUUUUUCAAUGGAGAUAAAAAGCAUUGAAAAGGAGAUUGAGAAGAGAAACUCGGAUAUAAGCCUUAGGAACAGAUGUGGGGUAGGGAUUUCACCAUAUGAGCUACUCAUUCCAAGCUCAGGACCUGGGGUUACCUGUAGAGGAGUGCCCAAUAGUAUAACAGUGUGA
Quercus lobata is the source of this 2706-nucleotide messenger RNA. Its product is annotated as linoleate 13S-lipoxygenase 3-1, chloroplastic-like. NCBI's taxonomy places the organism in Eukaryota, Viridiplantae, Streptophyta, Magnoliopsida, Fagales, Fagaceae. The transcript has 9 exons. Gene Ontology annotation, biological process: lipid oxidation. Gene Ontology annotation, molecular function: protein binding; oxidoreductase activity, acting on single donors with incorporation of molecular oxygen, incorporation of two atoms of oxygen; metal ion binding. The record is from RefSeq and is a predicted model, not a curated record. Bases 1 to 2706 code for a protein of 901 amino acids.